GCCAAGCUCACAUCCAACGCCUACAAUACCUGCCAAGUCUCCUAUUUGCCCACCUAUCUAAAAUACUAGUCCGGGCUCAACCCAGCUUAGAGGUCGCAUUUAGGGUACAUGAUUUAAAACAAUGUCCACACCUAAAUGCUAAACAGCCGAGGCUGUCGCCACAGUUUUCUUUAUCGCUUGUCCAGUAAACGUAUUUUUAAGUCGACGUGUGGUUUUUCUUUGGUCGAGAUCCACCAUUCUCAAAGCCUCUGCGUUGCACGCGCGUUUGAUGAGGAUCUGCCCUCGCGAAGCGCUGAUUGGCUGAGGCGGGCAGGUAAGGCGAGGCCAGGUGAGAAACUUGAGAGAGAGAGGCUGUGUGGUAGAGAGGGGAGGGGAGAAGAGACGAACCGCGGAGAUCAUCGCCACGGACCCAGGUCGGCUCGUCGGGCACACGAACGCGACUGUGGCCAAGGGCUUCCUCCCAUCAACAACGAGCCCGAAGUCCUGCAGACAUGGGAGACGCGCUCUCCACUCAGCUGCUGGACGAGGGCACGCGUAGACUCGUGAGCGAGAGGACCCAACGGUGCCUGGAUAAGCUGGGCCGGCUGUACAAGCAGCAGUAUGCCGUGGCGCUCUUCAACUCCGUGCGGAGCCAGAUGGCCGAGCGGUCUGAACCUCAGCCACAGCUCGUGCCACGCAAGACCCCGCUGAAGCUGCAAGCCUCUUGGGAGGGCUAUGUGUUCCAAUACCUGCCCAGCAAGAAGAAGUGGAAGGAGCAGUAUUUUGUGGUCCAAACUGACUACCAAGUGGCCUACUAUGAGACCAAGCAGGCCUACAAGGACGGCGCGGAGCCCAGCGGGGUGCUCUGGUGCGCCGGCUUCCAGGUGCUGCCGUCCCUGCAGAAGUACCAGUCCCUGGUGGCCGUCUCCCCCAAUGCAGAACCCAAGGGCAAGGUGAGUGGCUCCCCACUGUUGCACUGCCCGACCCCGUACGCCGUCUACCUGCUCCACCCGUACCGUGAGCAUGUCUACCUGUGCACCCAGACGGCCGAGCGGCACUCCGAGUGCCACGCCGCCCUCAAAGACUCCAUCCGGCACGUCAACGCAGCGGGCGUUUCCGAAAAGGUGGAGGUGCAGGCGCUGCGCGAGAGCGUGCGUCUCUACCGGCAGGAGGGCGGCGAGUUCGGCACGUGGGCCAUGUGUACCGGCACCGAGGUGGAGAUCCUCAGUAACCUGGUGAUGGAAGAUGUCCUCCCCGCGGUGCAAACCAACUUGAAGUCCAAGCUGCGUGGUAAACCCAGCGACCAGCUCAAGGCGUGGAUCCAGGUGAAGGACAGCAUUUACGGGCAGGUGCGUAACCAGGUGAAGCCCAGGUACCAGGCGCUCGUCAAGGAGUGCGCCGAGGGCCGCCCGAGGGUCGAAGGGCUCGUCCGCUCCGACCUCAACGAGAUCCUCGCCUGCAAGGAGCAGCUGCAGCGCAAGAUCCGAGCUUGGGUCGCCCCCAGCGCCGAGCCGUUCUGGAGGAGCCAGGUGCAGCAGGAUUUGCCAACUUUGCUCGAGAGCCUCGCGGACCCCGUGGGCGAGGGCUUCUCCCAGCUGCGCGUUCUCUUCAUCGGCAAAACCUCCGAGAUCAUCGCCGAGGUCAAGAACGGCGCCAAUAACGACCAGAUCGGCAAGCUGAUGUCCAAGCUGAAAGUUCUUCCGUACAACGUGGUGGCCAUGCAGCCCAGCUACAAGAAUGUGGAGGGGCUGUGGGAGCACAAAGAGAGGCUGCGUCAGACGUUCAAUUUCACGACACUCGACACGCUCAUCGACCACGCUCAGCGACUCAUGCAGCAGUUGCUGGACAGCGCUGUGCACACCUUUGAGCAGCUGACACAUCACAACAUGUCCAAGGGCUCCGGGAAUGCACUGACAUCCCUCCUGCAAAAGGCACAGGACCGUGUGCUCAAGAAAUACGACUAUGACAGCAGCACUGUGAGGAAGAAGUUCUUCCAAGAGGCUUUGCUACAAAUCACCUUCCCUUGCGUUCUCAAGAAGCUGGCACCCACUUGUAAACAGGGUCUCGGUAAAUAUGAAGAGGAUGUCUACACAGAGUACGCGCGGGUCCUCUUCCUCCCAAACAUCUAUGAGGAGGCCCUUCUGCAGAUCGUGGCACCCGACAUCGCUAAGGCGAUUCGAGCAGCCACGAACGAGAACAAGCACAAGCUCUUCCGUGACAGCGUGAUGAUACCGGCAGACAGUGAGCCAAACCUGCUGGCGCGUCUCGCCAAUGAGCAGACACCCUGGAAGGCCGCUCGUUUCAGCGCCUUCAACCCACAGGCUCGCUCCUCCGACGACCUAGAUAGGGAGCCAGGUGAGAUCGCCAUUGAGGAAGAAGAGGAGGAGGAGGAGAGCCCGGAAAAUAGAUCACCGGUCGCCGCAAGCAACACGCCCUCGGUCAUGCAGAAGAAGGAAGCGGUCUCUGCUUCCGCGGGAGAAUUUGAAAGUGAGCGAGAGAAGCAUCGUAAAGUUGAAAUCCCACAGGUGGUGCUGCACAAGGCGCCCUCUCGGGAGCAAGAAGGGUUUGACGUUUCGGAAGACAGCGUUUUCGACAGCGACCUUAAGAACGGCUUCGAUGAAUCUCCGGCCGUGGCACGUCGAGCCGCCUCCCCGAAACACCAGAGCCCGAGCAAAGACACCGGCACGGAUGCGCCCACGCAGACGAUGACCCUACUCGAUCAGGCCGAACCAAAGUGGCACCGCAAUUCGGACGGUGACGUCUCGGAGAUUCUGGAUGCCUUGACCGUGGUGCGCCUACCGGUCGAGGAGUUUUCAGACGUUGGUGGCCCGGCGGUGAUGCGGGGGGGCAGCAGGAAGAAGUCAUCUUACAGAGGUUCAACAGAGGAUGCACACACCGAGGUCGAGGUGGAGUAUAGGUCUCUGCAGGACAAUGUGGAUGGAAAAGGGGGGCGCGAUGCACGCAGUCGUGAUGAACAGCAGGAAAAUGCGAAUGUGUGCAAUGGGUUUGCCAAUGCGUCCCCAGCCCUUGAAAAAAAAGAUGAUGGUGAUGAUGAUGAAGAAGAAGAGGCAAACGAUUCUGUUUUUUAGCAACUGUGAAAUCACAAUUUUACAGCGGAGCACAAAACCUGACAACGGCCAUUUUUGCUACUUUGUUACAUGUUAGAGGAGCAACAUAGGUAUUAUAAAUAUGCUUCAUUUUUCCUAAGUGGAAAGAGGUGAUUCAUUAUGGGGAAUGUUCAACGUGUAAGCAAGUUUCAGACACUUUUGCCAGUUUCCACCACUCCAUUUGCCACUUCUAAACUUGUAAAUAGAAAGAAUGACAAACAAAUCAUACAAUUGCUAUUACAAGGAAGGUCUUUUUUUUAGCUUUUUAUUAAAAUAACUUGGUAUAUUACUAAGGGGGGUUUAUUGUUACAAGAGUGCGUAUUAAAAUGUCACCAAGUUUGAUUCAUUGCCACUCCACAGCUACAGAAAAAAAGGUAUUUUUACAUUGUGAACAGAAACACUCGUGUAAAUUGUGGCAAUUUUUUGUUAUACAUGCAUUCCAUACGAAUAGUUUUUAGCACCAAUAUUUUCACAGGGAUUAUUUGUUUUCUGAAAAAUGUUGCAUGACGUGUUUUAUUCCAGCGUAGGUAUUCUUGGUAUC
Molecule: messenger RNA, 3627 nt
Organism: Lethenteron reissneri (Far Eastern brook lamprey)
Lineage: Eukaryota; Metazoa; Chordata; Hyperoartia; Petromyzontiformes; Petromyzontidae
Product: protein Niban 2-like
Source: RefSeq, a predicted model, not a curated record